Messenger RNA from Uncinocarpus reesii 1704, 1671 nucleotides. RefSeq lists its product as uncharacterized. Gene Ontology annotation, molecular function: heme binding; iron ion binding; oxidoreductase activity, acting on paired donors, with incorporation or reduction of molecular oxygen. The transcript has 3 exons. The coding region runs from base 1 to 1671 and encodes 556 amino acids. The record is from RefSeq and is a predicted model, not a curated record. Lineage: Eukaryota; Fungi; Ascomycota; Eurotiomycetes; Onygenales; Onygenaceae.
AUGACUAUCCAAAGGCUGGCUGAAGAUUCCCUUCCUUACCCUCUGCGCACGACCAUGGGGAGAAUAAUGCUUCACGUCCGGAGUUCAUCACCCGCAAAAGGCUUUGAUGGUCGCUUUCCCGCCAGACACCAUUGGACAUGCGCCGUUCCGCCACAGGCCAUUGACGUUCCACCGGCCUCGAUACUUCACGUCCCAGGCCCGCCGCUGGGCAAGAUAUCAUGGUAUUACAUUGCCUGGUACGACUUUUGGCUCCGGCGAAACGAUAAGAUCGCACAGUGGCACCUCAGAUACGGCCCUGUAAUAUGCUUUCGGCCCGGGGAGGUUUCGUUCGCUUCCUCCGGACUGAUGAGGGAAAUAUACGGGACGGCGGGCAAGUAUACAAAAAGCGAGCUUUUCGAGAAUUUCAUGGUCUAUGGUCAAAAACCGCUGUUUUCGAUUGGGCCAUACUGGGAACACAGGAAAAAGCGAAUGCUCAUCUCGUCGUUCUAUCAUAAAACUAGUAUCACGAGGCCGGUUAUGGAGAAAUGGCUACGGCAGAAUAUUAUGAAACUCGUCGCACAGAUUGAAAGGGCAAUUGUGCAGCAACAUGGAAAUGAGGACAAGGCCCCUGCAAAGGCCAUGCUGGAUGCGUAUCCGUUAUUCAACUGCUUCGCAUUCGACAAUAUCACACAUGUCCUUUUCGGAUCAAAGUACGGUGCCAAAACCAUUGCGAACGACUGUCCAGAACGGAAGAUUCUCCUGGGUAUUAAACAAGCGCAGAUGUGGGGGCCGUUCAAGUUCAAUUUUCCGGCGCUUGCUUGGAUAACUUCCAAAGCGAUGCAUGUCUUUCCGACUGGGAUAGCUUCUCUGCUGGUACCAGAUACUUUGCGGCUCUGCCUCAAGUCUGAGGACGAAAUGGCAAGCUGGAAUUGGAACACCUUGCAAACUGCAUUGGCCGAUUUAGACGCUGUGGAAGACUAUACUUUGCUUCAGCGGAUGCUUUCCUGCAGAGCAAAAGCCCCCGAAACGCUUGAGACCCCAUACAUCGCCGCAGAGUUGUACGACAACAUCAACGCAGCUCAAGAAACAGUGGCCGUCGGUCUAAUCUAUUUGAUCUUCCAUCUUGCAAGACAGCAUUCGUGGCAAGCUAGAAUCCGCAGCGACCUUUUGAGCCUGAAUAUUGCCGAAGACGGUUUUCCCGCAUGGACAGAUAUCGAUAAGCUCUCCUCACUGGACGCGUUCAUGCGAGAAGCACUUCGAGUCAAUCCUGGCGCGAGCGGGCGACAAGAGCGAUACAUAGAAGAUUCGAAGAAGGAUUACAAUGGCAUAUGUCUUCCUAUUGGGACCCGUGUCACAGCGUCCACCAUUGCCUUACACCAGGAUCCAAGCGUCUUUCCCCAUCCGGAGGAGUUCCGCCCAGAAAGGUGGCUCGAUCAAACACCCGAGACGCUGAGGCAAAUGGAGAAUAGUUUCAUUCCUUUUGGUUACGGCGCGAGGAUAUGUCUUGGAAAGGCCCUUGGAAUCAUGGAACUGAAAAUGCUUGCUGCCUUCUUGCUACUCCGAUAUGAGAUUGCGACAACACCCGAGAUGGGAGAUGGAAAAUCCGGCCCUAUGUGGCAAUGUGGCUCCAUAGAAGCAGUGCCAAUCGGCUUGAAAGGCGAAAUGAUAUUUACCAAGCUUGACAUGUACUGA